Molecule: messenger RNA, 1084 nt
Organism: Vicia villosa (hairy vetch)
Lineage: Eukaryota; Viridiplantae; Streptophyta; Magnoliopsida; Fabales; Fabaceae
Product: BAG family molecular chaperone regulator 5, mitochondrial-like
Exons: 1
Coding region: 161-973 (270 amino acids)
Biological process (GO): protein folding
Cellular component (GO): plasmodesma
Molecular function (GO): protein-folding chaperone binding
Source: RefSeq, a predicted model, not a curated record
CUUCUAGCCUCAUGAAACUUCUCGAACAUUUCCAAACCAACAACCUCGUACGGAUACAUAUUAUAAAUUAUUCUCCUCUAUGUUUCUUCCACCAACAUAACAGCAACUGAACAACCUUAAUUUUCUCGAAUAUUAGAAACAAUUUACAAACACGCAAAACAUGAUGAUACAUUUUAACAACAACAGAACCACAAAACCUUUUCGUUACAACAAGACACCGUCAAAGGUGGUUUCGAUUCCGGUUCAUUUUGUUGGGUCAGAGAGAAACAGAAAUGACUCAGCCAUGGUGAUUCAGAGGGUUGCAAGAGGGUAUCUUAUGAGGAAGUGUAUGAAGAAGAUGCUGAAGAUGAAGGUGGAGUUGGAGGAGAUUGACAAAAAGGUGAAUAAUGAAGAAACUGUGAAGAUGAUGAAGAAGGAGCAAAAGGAGAGGAUAAGGAUGGGUGAAACCAUCAUGAAUUUGCUUCUUAAGUUGGAUUCUGUUAGAGUGUUUCAUUUUUCUGCUCUUAGGGACUUGAGAAAGUUGCUCAUUAAAAGGGCCAUUUUUCUUCAAGAAUUUAUUGAUCAGAUUCAAACACUGGGUUCCGCAGAUGAGGUUGAAGAUGUUGAGGGUAAGUGUGAGGAGGAUUGUUUGAUGAAGGUAAAAGAGGAACAGGGUCAAGAUGAGGUUGAGAAGGAAGAAGAUAAAGAAGAGAGUGUUGGAUCAAGUUUUGAGGAGGGUAGUGAGGAUGUGAAAGAAGAGGAGGGUAGGAUUGUAAUUGGAUGUGAAGAUGAAGAGGAGGAGAAUAGAGAAAUGUUGAGAAGGAUGAUGGAUGAGAAUGAGAUGAUGAUGUAUAUGAUGACACAAUUGUAUGAGAAGAAUGAGAAACAAGCAUCAGUUCUCACAUCUCUCACACAAAGAGUGGAGCAACUUGAGAGAGCAUUCACUUGUGAUAAGUUGAAGAAGAAGAAUAAGAGGAGGAUAUGCCAAACAUAGAUAUAAUGGUUGCAUAUGAUGAUUUUUGCUUUUGUUGUCUCAAUUAUGUGCCAAUUAUGUGCCAAUUCUGAUUAAUGUAACUCUACUAAGUUUAAUGAAGUUGUCUAUCAA